UGAAAACACGGCAUUCCUCAUCAACUUUUCUCUUUUUGGCGUCUCGGGUGUAAACCGUGCAUCACUUGUCGCUGCAUGUGCACCUUCACUCGCAGGUUACACACGGACACACGCCCAUAAAUAAUACUUUUCAAAAUAAAAGCAGCACAGUUGUAUUGCGCGCAGGACAUAGAUGUUUUUUCAACUUUAUUUUGUAAUUGCAGUUCACAUUCACUCACAAUCACGCAUACGUCCACACGGAAGUAAUACAAAUAACGAUUUUCAAAACAAAAGCAGCACCGUUGUAUUGCACACUCGACAUAGAUACUUUUUAAAAUUUAUUUUGUAAUUUAUAAUUGGCCUCACGCGGGCCGGACAGGGACGCACAAAGGGCCGGAUGCGGCCCGCGGGCCGCAGAAUGCCCAGGUCUGGUGUAUGUUAAAGGUCCCUUGUUAUGCAUAAUGUCCGAGAGCGUGCAUACAACAGGAGUACGCUGCUUUUUCAAGGAUCUACCGCAAAAAAGUUAGUCAAAGAUCCUGGAUACGACAGGCGCGUUCUGCUCUUUUGAAGAAACUACUGCAAAAAAGCUAGUCAAAGAGCCUUGAUAUGAAAGGAGUGCUCUGCUUUUUCAAUGACAUACUGCAAAUAAGCUAGUCAAAAUCCCCUAUAUGACAGGAGCGGUCUGCCUUUUUGAAGGAACUAUUGCAAAAAUGGUAGUCAAAGAUCCUCGAUAUGACAGGAGUUAUAUGCUUUUUCAAGGAGGGUAAUAAGUUUAUUUUUGGUCGUUGUGUAUUUUCUGACGUACAUUUGCCAGCGGGAGCGUGUUAGAGAGCCGCUGGUCACUAAACACUGCAUGAAUGGAGCUGCGGAAUGCAUCACAAAUGGCCGCAAAAUUGCCCCAAAAUGAUUAUUAUACAUACUACUUCGAAGAAAUAAAAGCAUGUUUUAUUGUAAGUUUAUGAGCGGGAGCAUAUUUAGAACUAUACUGAAACGUAUUGUUUUGGUUUAUUUCGUCAGGAAAACUAACGGCAGAAUGACUGCAAUUGAAUGCUUCCGGGCACAGCUGCAGACGUCCUUGGUGUCCAACAUGGGGCCUCUUGUUUAGUUGUCCAUACGCUCUCUAUUUCUUGGAUUUACAUGACAUCACGUCCGGCUCAUUGAAUAUGCGUGGUGGUCAAGCCAGCGUCUGUUCCCUAUGGGUACUAGGCGCCAUUUAGCCUUUUUUUGAAGAAAAAUGCCCAAUGCUCGUGUUGUUUUCGGCUGUACAAGCCGUUCAAAUUGCGAAAAUGAUAAACAAUUCUUCAGAGUUCAUCGAGAGGUAAUCCAGGAGGGCGGAAGAGUGCAAGAUUUUAGGUAAACGUGUCACGGCGCGGGCUCGAACCCGCUUUUCUCCUGCAGCUGGGUCUGCCAGCACCUCCGUUGGCAGCACGCCAAGACACGCCCCUGCUUGAUCGUCCACGCGGCGGCGAAGCUGCAGGCAAUCGCUCAUCAGCGCACCUGGGAUUAAUGAGAGGGAACGGCAUAAAGACAAGCGGACACGAGGAACCUUUGCCGGAACUUAGUUUCACUCUCGCAUUUAGUCCCCGUCUUCCGUGAUCAAGUUGUACAUCUCGACUUCCAUCUGGAUUCCUGACUGCCUUCCCCGAUCCUCGACCACUGCUUGGACACGGACAUCGUUGCUUCUCUCCUGCCCCCGACCGCUCGCCUUCCCACGGACUGCCUUUUCGCCUUGCCCCCUUGGUUCCACGAAAGAUACGUCUAACACGCACAGACAACAAAGCUUGUAUAAAACAGCAGGGCAUCUCUUUGUUCGACGCUGGUCAACGCGCCAUCUUUAAUAUCAACACUGACGCCAGAAGCACCACCUUGUUUGGCCUCCCGCAUCUGUCCUGAUGAUGACAUCUGCACUGCUCAAGAGGACAAGAAAGACAGGAGACAGACAAUGAGUGAUGAAACAGCCACUAAAGACUUCCUCUUUAAGUUCUUGGUGAUUGGCAGCGCCGGGACGGGGAAAUCCUGCCUCCUCCAUCAAUUCAUUGAGAACAAAUUCAAACAGGACUCCAACCACACCAUCGGAGUAGAGUUUGGUUCCAGAGUGGUCAAUGUCUCUGGGAAGACGGUCAAGCUGCAGAUUUGGGACACUGCUGGGCAGGAGCGGUUCCGUUCUGUGACACGCAGCUACUACCGCGGAGCAGCAGGAGCGCUUUUGGUGUACGAUAUAACCAGCCGAGAGACGUACAACGCGCUGACCAACUGGCUGACGGACGCACGCACGCUAGCGAGCCCCAACAUCGUUAUCAUCCUGUGUGGCAACAAGAAGGACCUGGAGGCAGAGCGAGAGGUCACAUUCCUGGAGGCCUCGCGCUUUGCUCAGGAGAACGAGUUGAUGUUCUUGGAGACCAGCGCUCUGACGGGGGAGAAUGUGGAGGAGGGAUUCCUCAAGUGCGCACGCACCAUCCUCAACAAGAUAGACUCAGGUGAGCUGGAUCCAGAGAGGAUGGGCUCAGGCAUCCAGUACGGGGACGCGUCACUGCGGCAGCUGCGACAGCCGAGAGGCAGCACGGCACAGAACAAGCAGCAGUGCAGCUGCUAGGAACGUGGCCCCCCUCCCUUAAAGACCUCCCGUACAGGUCAGUGUUACAGCUCCAGUUGUUUUGGGGUGUCCACACCUCACAGCACCUGGAUGAGUGGAAAUCACUGACCUUCGACCCUCCGGCAAGACUUAUUUAUGCGUGCCGACACACACGGGGAUUGUUCGGUCCUUACCAGAUCGUAGUGGACACGUCUAGGCGCUGUGUAUUCAUCUUUUUUAUUUCAUAUAUGCGCUCCUUGUUCUGGUUUUAUAACAUUUGCACUGCUUUUUGUCCCUAAAUUAUUAUUAUUGCCUUUUUUUUCCCGUCUUUUCAGCAUUUAAAUAUUCACUGUGGCUUUCCAGUGUCCUAAUGCUAACAAAGCAAAUGUUUGGAGGAUGUUUAAGAAGGUGUCUCAUAGCUAAUUCCCACCUCGCCAUCCUAAAUGCACUUUUAGCGGGACUGCUGGCCUUAAUAAAAUGCACAUUGGUGGA
This is a messenger RNA of Entelurus aequoreus (snake pipefish), 3043 nucleotides long. RefSeq names its product RAB4B, member RAS oncogene family (gene rab4b). Gene Ontology annotation, biological process: regulation of endocytosis; Rab protein signal transduction. Gene Ontology annotation, molecular function: GTP binding; GTPase activity. The coding region runs from base 1922 to 2572 and encodes 216 amino acids. Gene Ontology annotation, cellular component: endosome. The transcript is spliced from 10 exons. The record is from RefSeq and is a predicted model, not a curated record. Lineage: Eukaryota; Metazoa; Chordata; Actinopteri; Syngnathiformes; Syngnathidae.